AUGAACUUCAAUUAUGUACGAAGAUUAGCGUUUACAAAAUUUUCGAAAAAACUUUAUUAUAAAAGACCAAUAAAUUAUUUAUCCUCCCAUUCAAAUAUAUUUUUAAAACCAAAUAUAAGGCAAGUUUAUUUUUCUACACAAAUAUUACCGAACAAUAAAGUUACUAAAGAAGAAAUAGAAAAGGAGGAAGUUGAAGAAAUAGAUAAAUCAUUAUAUCCUGAACUAUUUCCAGAAGCAAUAUCGUAUGAGUUAUCGGAUGAAGAAGAGAAAGAACAUAAUGAUGCGGAUGAUGCGUGGUUUGUUGACCCAGCUUAUGAAAAUCCACAAGAAGAAAGCAGAGAUUUCGUACCGUUAUGGCAAAGAAAAGCAACUUCUCUUUCUGAUGAAUCUUCUAAUGUAAAUAAGUAUAAGUUAAUGGAAGGUGAUGAGCAUCAACGAACGAAAUUUUUGGAUAUUAUAAGGUUUUUAGAGGAAGAAGGAAUUGAAAAUAUAACAGCGAUUGAUGUGAAGCAAAAAUGUGAUUUCACUGAUUGGAUGGUUAUAGGUGAAGGAAAAACCACCCGACAUUUAGGUGGGGCAUUAAAAGAUGAAACACAUAUACAAAAUUCCGAUCCAACAAAUUCUUCGUCACAAAGUUAUCCAGUUGUCGAAGGACGUGAUUCAGAAGAUUGGAUGUUAAUAGAUACCGGAUCAAUUUUUGUUCAUCUUUUUACUCCCGAGGCAAGAAAAUAUCGUAACUUGGAAGGUUUAUGGGAGAAGACACCUCCACGCUUUGCAUCUGAAGAAGGUUUAAAGAAUAUUACUAACGAAAUGGUUAAAGAAUUCGACGAAUUCAACCCUAAAUUUGCUAGAACUCCUCCUUUACCUCCUGAAUUAUAA
Molecule: messenger RNA, 879 nt
Organism: Funneliformis caledonium
Lineage: Eukaryota; Fungi; Glomeromycota; Glomeromycetes; Glomerales; Glomeraceae
Source: the annotation of a GenBank genome assembly